Molecule: messenger RNA, 2305 nt
Organism: Anarrhichthys ocellatus (wolf-eel)
Lineage: Eukaryota; Metazoa; Chordata; Actinopteri; Perciformes; Anarhichadidae
Product: cell adhesion molecule 3-like
Exons: 4
Coding region: 113-880 (255 amino acids)
Biological process (GO): immune response; negative regulation of T cell proliferation; T cell costimulation
Cellular component (GO): external side of plasma membrane
Source: RefSeq, a predicted model, not a curated record
GUUCCUCAUCACUCAUUCAUUCCAGAGCAUGUCUGCUCACGUUAGGAGCUGACAGCACAUGACUUAGUGUUUACCUUAAAGUGGACUCAGUGAGCCUUCUUCCACACAGCAGAUGCUCUGCAUGAUGAAAGAGAUGAGUUUCUCCUCUGAUGUGAUGAGUCGGCAUGUUUUUGGCUGGGUUUCCAUCCUCUGGUUGACUUCAGCAGUCAACAUUGCUGCCAGUCAAGGUGUGACGCUGGAGACCAUUUCCCAGGUGGUUGCGCAGUGUGGAGAAAAUGUGACACUGACAUGUGAUGCCACCUCAUCAGGCAACAUUAAAUCAUUUUCCUGGCUGGCUAAGAAUAAAAGUGUGUGUCAAUAUGGAGACAACGGAUCAUCUGAGGUUCUGUGUGAAAGCACGGCCCAGCCCCACAGACUCACUCUGUCUCUGCUCAACGUGAUGCCGGUCGACCAGGGGAAAUACAUCUGUAAACUACAUUCCACCAGCGGAGCAAAGUCCAACACAACUCAUGUUACAGUACAAGACUGCAUUGGAAGUUGUGGCUCCUCCAUCAAUGGGUCUCAUGCUGAGUGCUGGUUCAAUGGAGUUUACCCCAUCGGCACCGUCCACUGGUUCCAGGGAGAUGGUAACUUCACGCUCUCAGCCAGCACACAGGCAGAGAAGGACCCUCAUGGACGGUUCAAUGUCUCGAGUACAAUUCGUGUACAGAAAGGAAACCUGAAUCAGCCGUACGAAUGCUCACUGUGGAUACCCUCUGCCAGGAAGCGGCUCUCUAGUCAACUAAUACCUUUGGUUGAGAAACAGAUCAGGUCAUCAGGAUGCACGGUCAAACUGCAGUGGAUCUGUAUAAUGGCGGGGAUCAUGACAUUUAUGAUAUGAAGAGAAGAAACAGUGUUUCAGUUGUUGAUAGAAAAGCAAAAAACAGAAAUGAGAGGAGGCAAAGAUUGAGGCAUUAAAAAGGGUUAGGUGACGGUCUAUUCGACUUCUGUAGUUUUGUUUGCAAUUGUUGCUGAGUGCUGCCGCUGAGUGGGCACAUCAUUGUUUUCAACAUGUGAUCUAAUAACUUGCAAUUGAGAGCCGACGGGCAACUCUCUUCUCUGGAAAGAUGAGACCUGAAGCAACACUUUUUAUGACUCCCAUGUCUAUAAUAAAAUAUCAACAUACUUAUAAUGCGUUAUAAUCAGCUUACAGCAUCGUAUAAUUGAACUCAUUCAUGUUCAUAAUACUUUAUAACUAUAACGACAACACAUUAUAGAACAUUUUAAGGAUAUUUUUUUACAACUAUGGGAAUUUUAAUACACAAUGUCAGUAAUCAUGAUACCCUAUAACACAUUAUACAAUGCUUUAUAAUGUGUUAUGGUGACACUAUAAGUAUGUUUAAGUAAGUUUGUAAAUCUUUAACUGGAGAUGAGGAAGUCAGCUGAUUUAAUGAUUGUUUUGAGUACAAAUCUAAAAGCGUAUUUUGACUUCCCCUCCUGCCUGAUUAGGGGGAGUUUGCUUUUCUAAGCUUACUGAUUCACUGUUGGCACUCAGAACUAAUGACUGUGGACUCUGAGAGGACUUUGACUGAUGAAACAAUGUGCAGUUAUCCUAAAAAAGAGACUCCAACCUUUGCAGAAACAGCAUUUGUGUUUUGAAAUGCCAUAAUGUGUUUUGUUUUACUGGUAGUUGUAGGAAAUGACUUCAUCAAACCUUCACUUCAUGCUGAUGGCCAGAAGGAGGCAGUCCUCCCAUGUAGGAAAGAUAAGGAGCGCUGAUUUACUGCCUUUACGCACCUCUUGUUUAUUGUAAAAGCUUUUUAAAUCUGUUUUGUAGUUAUGCUACAAAAAAGUGUCAAAUAUAAUGAAUUUCAUCGAGGUAAGUUUUGUGAGAAUAUGUCAUUUAAAACCCGGCUACAGACAGAAAAAGCAACUCGUUCAUAUCGUACAUCCUCUCUUUUUUAGGAUUUGUAUCUGGUGUUCCUCAAAGAUAAAGUUUCUGUUCCAACCGAAUGUGUUUGCUCAUCUGUGGUGUGACUAUGUCUGUGGAAAGUUAUGCGAGUUUAGACAUCUGUGUAGGUGGUGGCCUCAUACAACAGUAUUUGGUUGUGUUUUAGUUUGGUGUUCUUUCUUGAACCAUUUUGUGUUUCGCAGCCUGUUGAAUAUGCUUUUGUAUUUCAGUUUGAGUUUGUUGACAAUUUGCUCUGAGACGCAACAUUCAAAUGACAAACAGGUUUUGCUCGGGUGCAUAGUGGAAAGACAACUUUUCUUUGCGUUUGUAUUUGUAUGCAUUUCUUCUUUUGUGAAACUGAAAUAAACUCAAAAG